AUGGCCCAUCUUCGGUUCACGCUGCUGGGGCUUCUGCUUCUCAGUGCCUAUACCGGCGCCGCCCCAUGCAGCUCCGGUGAUGCCAGCGUUGUGACAAGCAUGAUGGGGGUCAAUGCUUCAAAGUGCCUGGACGUCUCUGUGGACAGCUGGCAUCGCAGGAGAACUGCGAUGGAGCUGCUCCAGACAGACGUUAUCAGAGUGAAGAGAAGGGGGCCAAGUGGCACAAGUGCAACGCAGUUCCGCGUGGCGCCCGCGCAAGCGGUGCAGUCGCAACAGGCCCCAGAGGUUCUUUGCGUUGCGGGUGGGAUCCUUUUUCUGUUGUGUUUCCUUCUAGUGCUCAAGUGCGCCAGCCUUGACAUCCUGGUGGGCAUAGCAACCUUCCUGGACCACUUCAUGACCACAGGCCUCUGGCCGUUGACACCGACCGUCACGCCGAACUACCAGCUGAUUGCAGUGCUGCAAGGUUCCAAGAAUGUCGUGGCUUGCUUGCUGGUUCCCUUCCUUGGAAGGCUCAUCGAUGGGCGUGAGGCGAAAUCCCUGCGGCUGGGGAUGCUGUGUGCCGUGCUCUGCAGCCUGGGCUAUGCCCUGAAGGAGAGCUACGCCUUGUGGCUGGCGAUGCGCACCCUGAGCGGCUUCUCCACAGCGGCCAUUGUUUGGGGAGGCUUUGCGUAUCUCAACCGCGUGUACGCCAGCGACGCAACCGCCCGCGUCAAGGCUGUGUCUACGGCCAUGGCGGGCCUUUACGCCGGGAUGGUGGCUGGUCCCCAAGUUGCUGGCAUAUUUGUUGACGACUCGCGUCUGAUGUUUCUCCUCCUCACUGGCGUGCAGAUGUGUACGUGGUUGACGCUUCACUUCCGAUUGCCCGAACUGUCGCAGCUUGAAGAGCCCAUGCCGAAACCGACCGAGCAAGUGGAGCAGGUUGGCAUGCUAGAGCUAAUCAUGGACCCAGGAAUCAGAAGACCAACCGUUGCCCUCUUCCUAGGCAUAGCCGCGGAGGCUGCGGUGAAUGCCACAGCUUGGGAGUACAUGACAAGCCUGGGAUAUGAUCAUGUGAAGCAGAGCCUUACAUGGCUGAUGGUUACAAUUCCGGGCGUGAUCUCUGUGAACCUUGUUCCCGCGCUCCGGUCGGUUGCAGAUGGCAAGACAUUGCAGACUUCCGCGGUUCUCCUGAGUGGGGGAACUGCGCUGGUGCAUUUCGGCUCCCACUACAUUUUUCUGGCUCUCACCCUGCUUGGUACCAGCUUUGCGUCCGGCUUGUUAAAUGGAAACGUGGCAGCCAUGUUGGCCAAUCGAAGCCAGGAGAAGUACGACGGCACGGGUCAGGUCUUUGUUCUCUCCAGCACGGCAGACCAGGCCGCCUAUGUUUUUGGGCCCUGUGUAGGCAGCUCUCUGUGCCGAUACGCAAGCUUCCCAGUGAUGUGCCAUGUCAUUGGCGCGUGCCUGAUGCUCUACGCCAUCCUCCAGUCAGGGCCGGACGACGGGCCGGAGGCGAAGGCGAAAACGACCACUGGGCAUGCCCAGCCCGAAACCAGCAGAUCCGAUUGA
Symbiodinium natans is the source of this 1545-nucleotide messenger RNA. NCBI's taxonomy places the organism in Eukaryota, Dinophyceae, Suessiales, Symbiodiniaceae. The record is from the annotation of a GenBank genome assembly.